Molecule: messenger RNA, 426 nt
Organism: Sporothrix brasiliensis 5110
Lineage: Eukaryota; Fungi; Ascomycota; Sordariomycetes; Ophiostomatales; Ophiostomataceae
Exons: 2
Coding region: 1-426 (141 amino acids)
Source: RefSeq, a predicted model, not a curated record
AUGGAGACUGAAAACAUCGUCAAGGUUUGGCGCAUAGUGGCCCCGACGGAAGACCUGAACCACGCAGACAUUGACGAACUGAUCGGCCCACGUGGUUUCUGCUACCACUCCGACAGCCUCUCUCCUGCCGUCUCGUUGGCCUUUCAUGGCUUCGUCCAGCCUCAUCGCAUCUUUCUACACGCUUUCGGGACCGCUGCCGACGCCCCAGCACUCACGAUCCUCACAGACCCUGGGCCCAAUCUCGCGACCGGAGGCUUGGCAUGUCCGGAGCAGACCAAUCAGCGCCGUGAUGCGACCAUUUUGAGGUCCGACCAGCAACACUUACGCUUUUUUCAGCAGUCUCUCUUUUUUUCUCGCUGGGCGGCAAACUCGACGGUGCCGGACGCGACACCCCUAGUACCUGGCACUGACAACAUAUUCGGAUGA